AAAAGCAGCUCGUCAGGACCUUCAGACAAGAUGGCUAAUCUGAUGAAUAAGUCAAAUGGAUUUGAAGUGAAAGAUUUAGUAAUUCCAAAAAUAGAUCAUUUUGAUAUUGACAGACAUACUCACCCAUGCAAAAUUAUAGAAAUUACCAAUAAGCCGCACAUCUUCAAAGUAUUGGACCAGUCAUAG
Molecule: messenger RNA, 186 nt
Organism: Funneliformis mosseae
Lineage: Eukaryota; Fungi; Glomeromycota; Glomeromycetes; Glomerales; Glomeraceae
Source: the annotation of a GenBank genome assembly